AUGUCUUCCAAGAUCGCCGCCGUCUUCUCCAAGAAGAACUCCUCUUCUGCUGCUGUUGGCACAUUCUCGAACGACUCGAUGCUCACGCUCGUUAACGAGAAACGCGCCUCUCCAGCCACUCAGCCACGUACACAGCCUCUUGAGGCCUUCGGCGCGCUGGCUGGCACAUACGGCUACGGCGGUGUCCUCGCGGGUCCACCUCCUAUCAACCCCUCCGGCUCGAAGAAGGCCGACAAGGCGCGCAAGGCCGCGGAGAAGGCCGCCGCCUCUGCCUCGAACCCUUCUUCGAGCACCCCCGCUGCACUAGUUGCCACGUACGGAUACGCCGGUACACUCGCCGGUCCUCCGCCCGUUAACCCGUCCGGGUCGACCAGCAAGAAGGCCUUACGUGGCUGA
Molecule: messenger RNA, 396 nt
Organism: Peniophora sp. CBMAI 1063
Lineage: Eukaryota; Fungi; Basidiomycota; Agaricomycetes; Russulales; Peniophoraceae
Source: the annotation of a GenBank genome assembly